Messenger RNA from Pseudoliparis swirei, 1299 nucleotides. Its product is annotated as transmembrane protein 26. The record is from RefSeq and is a predicted model, not a curated record. The coding region runs from base 1 to 780 and encodes 259 amino acids. The transcript has 2 exons. Lineage: Eukaryota; Metazoa; Chordata; Actinopteri; Perciformes; Liparidae.
AUGAAUUUGUGCCACCACAAACGCCUCUGUCUUUUUUUCUUUUUUCCCUUCACCCAGACCAUCGUGAAGCUGGACCCGGAGAACUGGGUCGCUGGCCUGGAGCAGACCAUGCUCAUCGUGUUGGUUCUGGGUCGCUGGCUGAUGCCCAAGGGGGACAUGUCCCGCGACCAGCUCUCCCAGCUCCUCAUGGUCUACGUGGGACUGGGCGCCGACAUCCUGGACAUCUUUGACACCUUCAAGGAGCCCGAGGUCAAAACCAACCAGACCGUUGUCUACAUCGGCCUGGGCCUCUUCUCUUGGGCGCUCAUGCAGUUCCCUCUGGUGCUGACCCAGACACGACUCCCAGAGGACGAGCCUCCGCAGAGGGGAGCGUCUGGCCUCGGCGGCCGCCCCGCUCCUCCGCCGCCGCCCUCCUGCUGCUCCAGCGAAGUGUGGAGCCUGCUGCUCACCGUGGGACUCCAAGAUGGCCCAUUUCUGGUUUACCGGCUCUACCUCAUGGUGCGUGAGCAGGUGCUCAACCAGCUCAUGAUCUUCUUCACCUGCAAGAACAUCCUCAUCGUCCUCUUGGAGCUUUACAGGAUCUUUGUGGUGCAGUGCGAACGGCCGGUUGGGCAAUCGGGGUCGGGGAGUUGUUCUGCUCUGGUGCUCCGGUGUCAAACCCAUGGGGGUAGGGUGGAGGAAGAGGAAGAGGAGGAGGAGGAGGGUGAGGAGCAGAGCUGUCAUGCACACACAGAGAGAGGCACUAAGAGGGGGGAAGAUCAGAAAGGUGCCCAGGUAUAGAAAAGGCACAAAAUGCCGUAAGGCACGGCUUCAGCCCUUGGGGGGGGGGGGGAAUGCCUUUCACACAUUCAAGAGAAAAGUCGAACCCAUCUGCCAUCUCUUGCAUCUCAGCCCCGCCCAGAGACAGUCUUGGCCCUCUGGAGGUUCGGUGACUGGAAAUAGACCACGAGAGAAGAGAAUGAGUCCCCACUGGAAAGAUCAGAGGAAUUUAUGCAACACCCCUUUUUGAUAAAAGAAAAAACCUUACCAGGAAGUGGUGUUUCACUGAGGAAAAACUACAGUUUAAUCUCUUUGAUACACGAGAACGUUUUACAAGAUAUCUGGAAACAAAUGGCAUCGCUUCUAUGCUUUAAUCUUCAACAGCUUGCGGCGAUGUCAUGAAUUUUUAUAAAACGAUUGUUCUGAUGACGCCUUUGAUGGGAGGCAGGAUUGAUUGUGUAAUAAUAUGGUAAGAGGAUCAGAACCAGCCUUGCUAAAUUAAUAAUCUUCUGCCAAUAAAGAUGUUUCAGAAAAAAGCAA